This is a messenger RNA of Penicillium riverlandense, 816 nucleotides long. Its product is annotated as oxygenase MpaB family protein. Gene Ontology annotation, molecular function: oxidoreductase activity. NCBI's taxonomy places the organism in Eukaryota, Fungi, Ascomycota, Eurotiomycetes, Eurotiales, Aspergillaceae. The record is from RefSeq and is a predicted model, not a curated record. The transcript has a single exon. The coding region runs from base 1 to 816 and encodes 271 amino acids.
AUGAGCGAGAUGACCGAGAAGCCCAGCACGGUGACAGUCGAUCUUCAAGAAUCAUCGCAGACCCACCGACCGAACACUCCGGAGCCCUGGCAGUCAAAAUUUGUUGAGCAAAAGGAUCUGGGUGUUGUCCCCGAUGACAACCUGCUCAAUUCUCUGCAGAAUUCCCAAGAGGUGCAGAAGGUUGUUCGUGAAGGCAUCCUGCUAGCGGCGGGGGCUGCAGCAAUCUUGUUACAGGUUGCGAUGCCAGGAGUCGCUAAGGGUGUAGACAACCAUAGCAGCUUUGCCUACAGCCCGUUGCGUCGACUUCGGACUACCCUCACAUUUGUCUACUGCAUGGCAUACGGCACAAAAGAGGAGAAGAAAGCGGUUAUUACAAUGGUAAACCGAGCUCAUGCAGAAGUGCAAGGGACCGACUAUUCUGCAGAUGACCCCGAGCUCCAGAUGUGGGUUGCCGCUACUCUCUAUGCCAGCGGAAUUUACAUGUAUGAAGAGAUCUAUGGGGAGAUGGACCCGAAAAAAGGCAAAUCAUAUAUACCAAGAAUUUUCGGUCCUGGCCGUGUCUCUUCGCGUGCCACCGGAGAAGUGGCCAAAGAACCGGAAGGCUUUCUGGCGAUACUGGGAUACUACGGUGGCUGGGCUGGAGAUCACACCUCACGCACAAAGUAUUGCAAAGGAUCUUCUUUACAACAAGCAUUUGCUUUUGCCCUUGCGGAUGGGUCUCCCGAUCGUCCGCAUAAUGACAGCACAGAUGCUUCCCGACCGUAUCCGCGAAGGAUACGGCUUGAAAACGAGCAGCACUCGGCGCACAUUCUAUAA